Messenger RNA from Ctenopharyngodon idella (grass carp), 3702 nucleotides. It is a transcript of the gene dcph1, whose product is annotated as acidic residue methyltransferase 1. The transcript is spliced from 5 exons. Gene Ontology annotation, molecular function: phosphatase activity. Gene Ontology annotation, biological process: DNA damage response. Bases 75 to 1421 code for a protein of 448 amino acids. The record is from RefSeq and is a predicted model, not a curated record. Lineage: Eukaryota; Metazoa; Chordata; Actinopteri; Cypriniformes; Xenocyprididae. Gene Ontology annotation, cellular component: cytoplasm; nucleus.
UGUUAGUUGGUCAGCGAUCGUUCUUAAAUAAAGUUUGUUGAAAAUCUCUAGUCCUUCCUGUUUGUAUUGCGAAGAUGGAGGUAGAGGGAAUGUUCCCCCCGCUGUCACUCUCUGCUAAGUUUGAGGGGUCAUUUGCCUAUCUGACUGUGAGAGAUAGACUACCAACCAUACUCACAAAAGUGGUAGACACAUUACAUCGCAAUAAAGAAAAUUUCUUCAAAGACUAUGGAGAGGAGGGCAUCAAGGCAGAGAAGAGGGCCAUCUCCUUCCUGUCCAAGCUGAGGAAUGAACUGCAGACAGACAAACCUGUGCUGCUUCUGACUGAUAAUGCUGAGGACACAGAGGCCUGGAAUGAGUACAUGGGUAGACAGCAGGACCUGAUGGAGGACGGGCAGCCUGUCAGCUGGUUCAAGUCACCAUGGCUUUAUAUGGAGUGCUACAUGUACCGAAGGAUCCAAGAGGCUCUGUAUAUGAAUCCACCGAUGGAUAAAUUUGACGUGUAUAAGGAGGGAAAGACACAAAGCUUCUUUGAAUCUCAACAAGCGAUUAAAACUCUCUGUACAUACCUUCAGGAGCUCAUCACCAACAUGGAGAACAUGACUGAGAUGAAGCUGCGAGAGAACUUUCUCAAGUUGCUUCAGGUCUCUCUGUGGGGAAACAAAUGUGAUCUGUCCAUCUCUGCCGGACAGGACAACUCUCAAAGGUCCAAUCCCAUCAAUUCUCUCUCUGAUCUCCAGCACUUUAUCAUAGUGGAUGACUCCAACAUGGUUUGGUCAACGCUGGUUGCUGCUCAAGGGUCUGGAUCCUCAGGGAAGAAGCAUGCGAGAGUGGACAUUGUUUUAGACAAUGCUGGUUUUGAGCUUGUUACCGAUCUGGUCCUUGCUGACUUCCUUAUUUCUGCUGGACUAGCCAAGCAAAUCCGAUUUCAUGGCAAGUCCAUCCCAUGGUUUGUCUCCGACGUCACCAAACAAGACUUUGAGUGGACCAUCAUGCAGACCAUGGCAGCCAAUCACAAGUGGAUGUCAGCUAGCGGUGUCCAAUGGAAGCAUUUCAUGAAGGAAGGCACCUGGUCCUACCAUGACCACCCUUUUUGGACCUUACCCCAUGAGUUCUGCGACAUGGCGCUGGAUGCAGCUGAUCUCUACAGAACGCUCCAGGGCUCGGAUCUGAUUCUCUUCAAAGGAGAUCUGAACUACAGGAAGCUGACUGGCGAUAGGAAAUGGGAGCACACAGUUCUAUUUGAUAGGGCGUUGAGGGGAUUCCAGCCUGCCCCUCUCUGUAGUCUUAGGACACUGAAGGCUGAUAUUCAGGUGGGCUUACAGCCUGGCCAGGCUGAGAAGCUCCGCUCUCAGGAUCCAGACUGGAUGACUAGUGGCAAAUACGCUGUGGUUCAGUUUUCCAGUCCAAACAGAGAACAGUAGGAGUUUUUUUAAAGGGUUAGUUCACCCAAAAAUGAAAAUUCUGUCAUUAUUUACUCAUGUCGUUCCAAACCCGUAAGAUUUUCGUUCAUCUUCGGAACACAAAUUAAGGUAUUUUAAAUGAAAUGUGAGCAAUUUCUGUCCCUCCAUUGACAGCUACGCAACUACCAUUUUGACGCUUCAAAAAUAUAAAGAGAUCGUAAAUCUAAUCCAUAUGAAUUGAGUUUUUUAGUCUAAAUCUUGAGAGACAUGAUCGCUUUAUAUGAUGAACAGAUUGAAUUUAGGCUUUUAUUCACAAAUAAACAUUCACUAACGCACACAUCAGUUAUGGUAAACUGAAGCUCAAGCAUGUUCACUUGACAUGCGAGAAUCAAUGUGGUUCAUUCUUGUGAGUUACACAGCACAUUUGAGCUUCCACAAGAACCACUGAGGUUUGUUCUCAGGCGUCAAGCAGGUGCGGCUGAGCUUCUGUUUAUGUUCGCUGAUCAAUGUUUAUUUGUGAAUAAAAACCUAAAUGUAAUCUGUUAUUAAGCGAUCAAGUCUCUUCAGAAAAUUUAAACUAAACCACUCAAUUCAUAUGGAGUAGUUUUACAAUCUCUUCAUUAACUUUUUGAAGCGUCAAAGUGGUAGUUCUGGCUCAGAUUUUAUUAAAAAUAGCUUCAUUUUUGUUCCGAAAAUGAAAAGUCUUGCGGGUUUGGAACCACACAAGGGUGAGUAAUUAAUGACAGGAUUUUCAUGUUUGGGUGAACUAACCCUAACCCGAGUCCUCGCUGAUAAGGAGAUUAACAGGAAGCAAGAGAUAAAGUGAUAAAAUGCACUAAAGAUGCUGCUUUUCAGUUAUCAAUAACAUGCCAAACAAAUGUUGUGUUGUUUUAUCUUUGCUUGUAUUUUUUUAUCCAACACUUGUUUUGCUUGGAAGCAAAUCAUUUAAUGAACCGUACUGCUACUGCAUAUCAAACACUGAAAUAAAUAUUAACCCAAAUGAUGUCCUUGUUUAUAGAACAAUGAGGUUUUGAAGAGAAACCUGACAAUCUUUUGAUCAUAAUUUAAACAGUAUAUGGUUUUCUGUUUGCACUGCUGAUGUGCAUUGUGUACAAGUACGGUUACUUAAAAAAAAAACAAAUGUAAACAUUAAGACAUACAAUACAUCCAUAAGACUUCAUAGAUGUCUUGUUUGGUAUGAUAGACAAUAAAUACAAAAAGGUACUGAACCUAAAUUUUAACUUGUAGUUAAAUGUUAUUGACCAAAGCUCCCUGAAAUAGUGAGAAAGGUGUAUGCGUUUCUGGCUAAAAAUGUGUUGUUUUAUAGUAUAUAAAAUAGAUUUUUUUUUUCUUUCAAAAGUAGCCUAAUGGUUUGGGCUUUGCAUGGAGUGCAUAAUUGAAAAUAAACCAUUAAAGAAAUACUGUUUUAAUAAAACAGUUCUAGUAAAGUAACCGCAAAAUGGAAUGUAUGAGGACACCAAUUCAAAAGGGAUUUCAUGAAAUGCAGAUGCCCCUCUAAGGUUUUGUUUUAGCCAAGCACUAAAUCACAAUCAUUUACUAAAAUCAAUAUAUGGUAACACAUUCUGCUUUCUGUCUGAUAAAAAUACUGGCCAUCUACCAUCUCAAAGAGUUUUUAUUGUUUACAGUUUGGAUUAACUAGCACUUUAAAAGCAGGUUUACUGUUAUCUGCAGUGAGGAGAAUUGCACCAAGAUUGUUUCUUUUUAAGCUUAUUUGUGAGCAAAUUGGAAAUUGUUGCUAGUAUGUACUCACACUUGUUAAAAUGGUAAUUCUGUGUUUUGAAUGCAAUCGAACAAAGUUUAGAAAAUAAAUUUUUCCUUCUUUUUUAAAUUGAACUCUUGCAAUGUAAUUGUAAGUUCCAGCGAUUCAGUUCAGUUCCCACCCCCGAGUCAUGAAAUUACGCUGGCAGAAGUGUUCAUGGUACAGACCCAUGCUGCUUUUUGACCUGUCUUGUUUUGUGAACGCAAUUUGUUUUCACAGUGUGCUUUUUUUAAAAGUUGUGUGUGGAAUCUUCCUGGGUUUGCCAAGGAGCCUUGCCUCUACAGAGCAAAGAAACCCCCAAAGCAUUUAUGUUACGUAAUAAGCACGUGAACACAAUCUUUUUGUGUUUAGGGGUCAGCUGAGGACUGCGUACAUGCUGUUUUUUGUUUUGUUUUUGUUUUUCUGGAAAUCAAGGCCAUGGUUUUGGUCUUUCAACUGUUCUAGUUCUCUUCUGGCAAGAGCUAAGCUCAAAUGUAGACUUAAAGAUUUCAGUUGGCUUCAAAUAAAGGAUUGUAAGAUGUA